This is a messenger RNA of Passer domesticus (house sparrow), 4513 nucleotides long. RefSeq names its product gamma-aminobutyric acid type A receptor subunit delta (gene GABRD). Lineage: Eukaryota; Metazoa; Chordata; Aves; Passeriformes; Passeridae. Gene Ontology annotation, biological process: nervous system process; chemical synaptic transmission; regulation of membrane potential. Bases 2530 to 3888 code for a protein of 452 amino acids. The record is from RefSeq and is a predicted model, not a curated record. Gene Ontology annotation, molecular function: GABA-A receptor activity; chloride channel activity; extracellular ligand-gated monoatomic ion channel activity. Gene Ontology annotation, cellular component: GABA-A receptor complex; neuron projection; synapse. The transcript has 11 exons.
CUAUUGCUUGUGUUACCUUGGCAAAGUCAAGGACCAGUGCAGCUGGAUCCACAGCAGAGCAGAUCCCUGUUCCCUCACUCUUGGCACCAGGCCUCGGUGACGUGCCAGAGAAACCCAGCUAUGCAAAGGCUCCCAGGGAUUCAGUUAUUAAAAUACUGAGGCAUCAUCUGCACCAAAAUACAGCCUGAUCUGUACACAGAGACAGAUGCAUUCUCAGAUUUAUUUAGUUGAAAACGUUCCUUAAUUGUAAGCAAUAUUUUUGUAAUUGUUAUCGUUGCUAUGAGAGUAAGGUCUAGGUUUUGAUCCCAGGCACACAGCACAUGCUGCUAAUCUGAGCAUUUAUUUCCACUGGCACACGUAAUAUGGAGUAUAAAUUACUCACAGUGACCACUGCAUUGUCCCACAUUUAUGCUAUAGGUCCUCAAUCUUGAGAAAUACACAGACAUUCUUAGCUCUAUAAAUGGCGGAAUCUUGAUUUUAUGGCAUCUAUUCAUAUUACAUAAAACAAAUUACAUACAGACAUUUGCAGGAUUAAAGCUACAAGAUGUAGGCUAAAAAUAUGCAGUGAUUAACUGUAUAGCUCUCUCUGCAGAUCUGGAAUAGUUAUAACUGUGUUAACUCUGAACCUGCCAGUUCGAGUUGGGAUGAAAAUCAUCCAAGCAUGGAUUUUCCCCUCAAGAAAACACUCAGAAGAACACCUGGAAAUAUCACUGAUUAUGGAUGGACAGAAAAUGAGAGGGGCAUUUGCUGUCAGAGCACUUCAUGGAGGAAUGGCCUGGGAUGGCACCAGCUGGGAGUGCAACACAUCUGAGGUGACAGCUCUCCAGGCAGAGGAGAACAACACUGAGGAAUUCUCAGCACAGGUACAUAGCCCACAGCACCAUCAGCCUUAUGAGCAGGAAAAAUAUGAAACAUCUAAACUGAAAAUAUCCCAGAAGGUGUGAAUGUGUUAUAUGGAGAGACAAAGUCAUUCUGUUCUGUGUGUCACCAGGUAAAUUCCAUUUAAAAUCUUUCACUUUACCUCCUAAAGAACAAAAAAAAGAAAAAAUAAUGUAAUAAUCUGACUUAUUGAGUUAAAAUUUGUGUCUUUUCCUCCUUUUUGGAUGUUAGUGUCAGGAUUGCCAUUGAGAUGGGCAGAAGGAGGAAAAGAUCAGAAAGAAAACAACCUCUUAGGUUAUUCUCACAGGUUUAUGACAUGCCUGUAUUUGUUGUAUUACAUUUGUGUGUGUGUGUUGUACAUCUGUUCCCCUGGAUUUCAUGGGGCUGUUAUUCCCCUCACCCACCAUCCCUCAGCAGCUAUUUGAAAUGUUGGUACUAAAUAACAAUACAGAACUAAGAAGACAAAAAGAUGAAUCCAACCCUUUAGCCCAGGUGCCUCCAUUCAUUAGUUUAAGGUACCCGCACAAUCAUUUUUGUUUUAUGAUAUAAUUUCAUGAAAAUGUCUCCUUCACACUGUUUCCUUUGUGGGUUGGUUUUAAAAUUGUCAUUCGAGAUUGAACAGCACCAAAAAGCCGAGGAGGCGGAGGAGGAGAGAAGGAAAGAGCGAAUAUGGAGGAGAAAACCGAGUUUGACCUGCAAGUCAAGAUGCGCCCGAGGUCCCGAGGAGCCCCGUGGCCGGGUCCCCGCUGGCCCCGUGCCGGGAGCCGCCGGAGAUCCCGGGCGUUCGCGGGGCACAGGAGGUGGAAGCCGGAGGAUGGCAGCCGGGGAUGGAGCAGUGAGCUGCUCCGAGCGUUUCACAGUAGAGAAGCCCCCCAGGAGCAGAAGUUUGCGCUGCGGGCUCUGCGCCCCUCGGCGGUGCCGCCGGGCCGGGACGGCGCAGGCAGCGGAGCGGCGGCGUUGCCUUCCCCGGCUCCACCGGCGGGCGCUCGGAGCGAUGCUGGCAGCCGGGCUGCAGCUGCCGUGCCCGGGUGCCGCCGGGAUCUGCCGGGAGCUCGGGGGGGCGGCGGGGGGCGGCGGUGCCUGCGGUUCACAUGCCCCGUGCGGAGCGGGCACAGCGGCUCCGAGCGCCCCGGGACCGGCCGCCCCUGCCCCGGGCUCGGGCUGCAGCUCCUCCCGCUCCUCCCCGGCACGAUGCGCGCAGGACAUUAGCGGCUCCGGAGCACUUUGAGUUGCUCCCACCCCGCUCCGUGGGAUUAAUCUAUCCUUUUGGAGGUUAUUUUCGGCAAGCAGCCUCGCAGGCGGGCAGAGCGGCCGGAGGAAGAGCCCGCGGCAGGGGAGGGAUGCGGGAGCAGGGCAGCGGAGCCGGGCGGGACUGAGCCACCCGCAGAGGAGAGGAGGAGAGGCAAGGAGAAGAGAGGAGAGGAGAGGAGAGCUGCCCUGCUCCCUGCUCCCGUGCCGGGCUGCCUGCAUGGCUCCCGGGCACUGUGGAGAUUGUGGGGGCUGCUGCUGCUGAGCAACCAUCCAUCGCUUUAAACUCAGCCUCAACUUAGCGCAGCAGGCAAGAAUGGCAAAGCCACUGGAGCUUUGGAGCUGCCAGGAGAGCCGGGGAACCUGGGUUUUGGUCGCUGCUGUCUAAUAAAUGGGAGUAAAAUGGAAUUUCUUACCUGGGUUUUUCCUGCCUUGAUUCUACUGUGCACCCAACAGCACAGGUGUAUCAGAGCUAUGAGUGACAUCGGAGAUUACAUAGGUUCCAACAUUGAAAUCUCCUGGUUGCCCAACCUGGAUGAUUUGAUGAAAGGAUACGCACGAAAUUUCAGGCCUGGGAUUGGAGGUCCUCCUGUUAAUGUUGCUCUGGCAAUUGAAGUAGCCAGCAUUGACCACAUCUCAGAAGUGAACAUGGAAUACACCAUGACAGUAUUUUUGCACCAGAGCUGGCGAGACGAUCGUCUGUCUUACAACCACACCAACGAGACUCUGGGCUUGGACAGCAGGUUUGUGGACAAGCUCUGGUUGCCAGAUACUUUCAUAGUCAAUGCCAAGUCUGCCUGGUUCCAUGAUGUGACUGUGGAAAACAAACUUAUCAGGCUCCAGCCAGAUGGAGUCAUUUUAUACAGCAUCAGGAUUACCUCAACAGUGGCCUGUGACAUGGACCUGUCCAAGUACCCCAUGGAUGAGCAGGAAUGCAUGUUGGAUUUGGAGAGCUAUGGCUACUCUUCAGAGGACAUUGUCUACCACUGGUCAGAAAACCAGGAGGAGAUCCAUGGGCUGGAUAAGCUGCAGCUUGCUCAAUUCACAAUUACCAAUUACCAGUUCACAACAGAAAUUAUGAACUUCAAAUCUGCAGGUCAGUUUCCCAGGCUCAGUCUCCACUUCCACCUUCGGCGAAAUCGAGGAGUUUACAUCAUCCAGUCUUAUGUCCCUUCCAUCCUACUGGUGGCCAUGUCGUGGGUGUCCUUCUGGAUCAGCCAGUCAGCUGUGCCUGCCAGGGUGUCACUAGGUAUCACCACCGUUCUUACAAUGACCACUCUGAUGGUCAGUGCCCGAUCCUCGCUCCCACGAGCCUCUGCCAUCAAGGCACUGGAUGUUUACUUCUGGAUCUGCUACGUGUUUGUCUUUGCUGCACUGGUGGAAUAUGCCUUUGCACAUUUCAAUGCUGACUACAUGAAAAAGCAGAAGAACAAGAUAAAGGCGAGAAGGCAGAGUGCAGAGAUCAACGUGAAGAAUGCCAUUGUUCUGUUUUCCCUCUCCAUAGCUGGUGUGAACCAGGAACUGGCCAUUUCCAACAGGCAGCACCGAAUUCCCAGAAGCCUGCCUGGAUCAUAUGGCACAAUAGAAAUAGAAACUGGAGAGACAAAACAGCAGCAGGGAAUGAAACUGGACAAAAAGACUGGCCUGAAGUCCCUCUUUAAGCCCAUUGAUGCUGACACCAUUGACAUUUAUGCCAGAGCCGUGUUCCCAGCAGCCUUUGCAGCAGUCAAUGUUAUAUACUGGGUUGCAUACACAAUGUAAAGGCAACAAAAAAAGGAAAAUUCUUCCCAAGACCUACAAACUGAACAAUACCCACAGGCUAAAAAGCCCUCACUGAAACUGAAUUGAGGCACCUCUUCUCAAAGUAUUUUCCAAUGAGCUCUAACACUUCCAAAGUCAAGAAGGUCCUGCUAUGAAUUCCUACUUAAAGCAGCAAUUUAUUGCUGACCUGAUUUGAUACGUAAGACUGCACUCUGCCAAACAAUUCCAGCUCUUCCUUUCCUGUAAUACCAUGAGACAACUUUUCAUAUGUACAUAUUUGUAGCAAAAGUUUAAAUCUUAAAUGACCAUGGUUUUCCUCCACUUCAAGGUUGAUCAGUAAUGAAGAUUUGGCUUUUCACACUCAGAUAAUUUCCUUUUUAUUUGUAAUGAAAGAGCUCAUUCCUCACUUCUGCACGAGUGGUUUUCUGCAUCUGUGGGCUGGUCUAGGUUUAACAGUAGUGCUGAAGUUGGAGUUUUUAAUCAGAAAAAUCUCAUGAACAAAGUAAAAGGGAACAGAGGGGAGUGGAGGUUUUUUCUUAAAAUAUUAUUUGUCUUGGAUAAAGUAUUGAAAAAUUUCAAUGCUCUUAGUCACGGCAUGAAAUAAAAUAUACUACAUAAAAUUCUA